Messenger RNA from Guillardia theta CCMP2712, 771 nucleotides. RefSeq lists its product as hypothetical. The record is from RefSeq and is a predicted model, not a curated record. Bases 1 to 771 code for a protein of 256 amino acids. The transcript is spliced from 3 exons. Gene Ontology annotation, molecular function: acyltransferase activity, transferring groups other than amino-acyl groups. NCBI's taxonomy places the organism in Eukaryota, Cryptophyceae, Pyrenomonadales, Geminigeraceae.
AUGACCUCCGCCUAUGGCGGCAAGGCUGGGAAUGGGAGACUGGGCGAAAAGAUGCUGAAGAUGCUGCCACUGAGUGCUGAGCUGAAGUCAGGACGACAGGUAGAGGUUGAUCUUGUUCGAGAGGAGGAAUGGGAAGAAUGUAUGCGACUCUUGAACGCGAUCAUUGAGCAAGGAAGGGCGUGGCCAUUCGACAAGACAUAUACAAGGAUGGAAGAUUUUCAAGGAUACUUCCUCAGCCACACAGCCUUCGUUGUGAGAUCAACAAGUGCUGGGCUUGAUGCGAACAAAAAAUUUUCAAAUCCAGGGGAUGUCAUGGGAAUAUUCUACAUCAAACCGAACUACCCUGGUCGCUGUUCACAUGUUUGCAAUGGCGGAUUCAUCACGAAAGAGGAAUUCAGGAUGCAGGGAGUGGGAAAGUUGAUGGGGGCAUGCUACCUUAAGUUCGCAAGAGCACUAGGAUAUGAGAUGUCCUACUUCAACCUCGUGUUCGCCUCCAACGAGGAGAGCAUUCGGUUAUGGGAUGGUCUCGGGUUUCAGAGAGUCUCUCUGCUGAAAAAAUGCGCGAAGCUCAAGGGCAUCGAGGGCCUGGUGGAUGCAUAUGGAUAUUGCUACGAUCUUGCUACGGUAGAUGAGAAGUUUGACCCCAUCAAGGUCGCCAGGUCACGAUCAAUGAGCCCAAGAUGGUUCGCGUUCAAACGACUUUACGGCGAGUGGUCGCCUUAUCUUCUUCCGUGUUUUGUUGCUUCAACCAUUUUCCUGUUGAUACAAUGA